Sebastes umbrosus (honeycomb rockfish) is the source of this 1263-nucleotide messenger RNA. Its product is annotated as ly6/PLAUR domain-containing protein 6-like. Gene Ontology annotation, biological process: positive regulation of canonical Wnt signaling pathway. Gene Ontology annotation, molecular function: acetylcholine receptor inhibitor activity. The coding region runs from base 318 to 845 and encodes 175 amino acids. The transcript has 5 exons. NCBI's taxonomy places the organism in Eukaryota, Metazoa, Chordata, Actinopteri, Perciformes, Sebastidae. The record is from RefSeq and is a predicted model, not a curated record.
UAGUGGCACACUUCAAGUCUUACAUUUAGUCCAUGAGUCAGGGGGUUGGUAGUGCUAAACAAUAAUUUUUAAAAAACAUUUCUACUGGUACGCUCAUAGAAAUUCAUCUACUUGAUCGAGUAGUUGAAUCAGUAGUCCAAAGUGUCCAUCCCUGAAAGACCGGAUAAGCAGGAAUAUGACAAGCUCCAUAUCAAAACAUCAGGUGAAAUGAAACUGUGGACUCUCAAUCUUCAAAAACCACGAAGCACAGACUCAGCGGACCAGCCAGAAAAGUUUGCUCGCCCAAACAGAAAAGUGCAUGAAGGAACUUUGGGCCAAUGAUGGAGGCCUGGCCAACAGUGGCCUGGGUGCUGCUAAUGACCAGCGUCGCUGAUUGGCUGAGAACGGUCCAGUCACGAGACUUCACCAUGACGGACAUCAUCCUGCUGCAUCCCUCAACUACUCCUCAUCCUGGAGGCUUCAAGUGCUUCACGUGUGAAGACGCUGCAGAUAACUAUGAGUGUAACCGCUGGGCGCCGGACGUCUACUGUCCAAAAGAUGCCAGAUACUGCCACACGCUCCACAUGAUGGAUAACCACGGCGACAGUGUGUCCGUGACCAAGCGGUGUGCGACCCUGGAGAACUGUCUGUUUACCGGCUGUGCUGAUGUCACUGAUAACGGCUAUCAGAUGUGCUCAUCCUGCUGUGAGGGCAACAUCUGUAACGUGUUGGUGCCGAGGAACGCCAGCAGCUCCGUCUUCUCCUCCACUUCUCCUCUGGUCAGCUCGAGCGGAGGGUUUCUUCCUGCGACGCUGAGCUACGUCAUCAUCAUCAUCAUCUGCAUCUUCACAGCUGGACAUGUUUGAGAGGGGAAACUCUGCAUCUGUGUGCAUAUCAGACCGAACUUAAAGGUGCUCUAUGCAACACUCAGAGCAUUAAAGAGGACCUAUUGUGCUUUUUUCCCCUUUCCUUUAGUGUGUUAUUUAGUGUUUUUGUGCAUGUAAAAGGUCUGCAAAGUCCACGCCAAAGGGAGAAACACUGCUCCUGAACUGCCUGAAACGCCUCCCUUGAAGCCCCACCUUUUCUUCCGUAACGUGGUGAUGUCACAAAGUAACCUAACCACCUACUAAUAGUCUCGAGCAUCCAGACUAACCUAUUUGGUAACUUUGAAAAUGUAUUACAACCAUUUGCAACAAAAUGUCAUUUGAACUUGUUAUUUUUUUUACGCUUGACUGGACCUUGCUGUAAAAUAAGCACCAUGUUCUCAUAAAAAAGUAUACAAAG